This is a messenger RNA of Salvelinus namaycush (lake trout), 888 nucleotides long. RefSeq names its product calcium-activated potassium channel subunit beta-2-like. Gene Ontology annotation, molecular function: potassium channel regulator activity; calcium-activated potassium channel activity. Bases 1 to 807 code for a protein of 268 amino acids. The record is from RefSeq and is a predicted model, not a curated record. Gene Ontology annotation, cellular component: voltage-gated potassium channel complex; membrane. The transcript is spliced from 5 exons. Gene Ontology annotation, biological process: detection of calcium ion; potassium ion transport. Lineage: Eukaryota; Metazoa; Chordata; Actinopteri; Salmoniformes; Salmonidae.
AUGGGCCAGCUGUUGGGAAGCCCUGCAAGGCCGUUCCAGCAGUCUGUCCGCACCGCUUCUUCUGUGAGCAGAGGAGGUCGUGGGGUGUCUGGGAAGAUGUUCUUUGUGACAGGUGCCAAAAGUGCAGGAGGGGCAUCAUCAGGAGGAGGAGCGACGAGGUCCAUCUACCAGAAGUUCCGGGAUGUUGACCUGCUGGACAAGAAGACGGUGACGGCUCUGAAAGCUGGGGAGGACCGGGCUAUUCUCCUGGGCCUGGCCAUGGUCAUUGCGUCGAUCAUGAUGUACUUUGUCUUGGGCAUCACCAUACUACGCUCUUACGCAAGCAGUGUGUGGACAGAGGAGAGUGUCUGUAUCGUGGUCAACUCCACCAUCACGGCAGACGUGAACUGCUCUUACAGCUGUGGCUCGGACUGCUGGAGAGGCUCCAAGUACCCCUGUCUGCAGGUCUACGUCAGUGUCAACACCACGGGCAGGCUCAGCCGCUUAUCUCACAACGAGGAGAGCUGGGACUCCAACUUUGAGUGUUUCUACGUACCAAAGUGCCAGAAGGACACUGCAGCCAUGCACCACAUGAUCGUGAACAUCUCAGAACGCCUGAAGCCGCACCAGCAGGUGCCCUGCUAUUACGACCCCAGCGACCAGCAGGAGAGCGCCCUCCUGACCCGACUGUACGGCCACAGCGCUGUCUUCUACUCGCUCUUCUGGCCCUCCUGCAUGCUCACGGGGGGCACUGCCAUCAUCUUCAUGGUCAAACUCACCCAGUACCUCUCCAUUAUGUGUGAGCAGGUAGUCAAGAUCAAGAGGUGAAGCUUGCUGGCGCAAUAACUGAGAGCGACAAACAUGGUCUCCAGUCCAGACAGAUAAUGACAUGAAAGGGAUUGUUUUAAC